ACCUCUGCCCCUGAGAUGUUGAGAGGUCCGGGCACAGAGAUGUAGACUGGAUGGCUCCAUGGACAGUCCAGCCCUGGCGGCUUUUCUGGUUUUGCAUGCUCUCCUUGCCAAUGUCAGCAAGGAAACACAAAACCUCUUCUUAGCACAAAUCUGACCCACCAGGAAGCUUGGAAAGGCAUGUACCUCCCUCCUGGACCACACUGGAACUCAAAGAGGCCUCCUUAGACCCUCCUCUGCCCACACUUCAUACACCAAGUACCCACAGCUUCUACAAGCUCUUCUGCCUCUGUGGGACUGGAGGAUGAAAACGAGUCACCCUCCAGGACACAGGUGCAGGCAGUGGAGACUGAGGGAUCUAGGUGGGGUAUGUUUGGUUGGUAGAGGGCUUGUCUAGAUAGAAGUAGGGGGUUAGAAGUUCAAAGGUCAUCCUCAACUACAUAGGGAGUUCCAGGUCAGCCUAGGCUAUACGAGACCCUAUCUUGAGAAGAGAAAAAAAGAAAGAAAAGAAAAGAAAGAUUGAGGGACCAGAAGGUGAGGACUGCCCACAAGGCUGCCAGGUAGAAAUGGAACUGAGAUUUUUUUGUUUUGUUUUUUUGUUUUUGUUUUUGUUUUUGUUUUUCGAGACAGGGUUUCUCUGCGUAGCUUUGCGCCUUUCCUGGAAUUCGCUUUGGAGACCAGGCUGGCCUCGAACUCACAGAGAUCCGCCUGCCUCUGCCUCCUGAGUGCUGGGAUUAAAGGCGUGCGCCACCACCACCCGGCCAAUUUUUUUUUUUUUUUUAAUUUAUUUAUUAUGUACAUAGUGUUCCGCCUGCAUGUGUCCCUGCAGGCCAGAAGAGGGCAUCAGUUCUCAUUACAGAUGGUUGUGAGCCACCAUGUGGUUGCAGGGAAUUGAACGCAGGAACCCUGGAAGACAGCCAGUGCUCUUAACCUCUGAGCCAUCUCUCCGGCCCCAGAGACAUUUCUGAUAAUGAAAGAGACAGUGUCCUGAACUUGCAGCUUGCAGUUCGCCUACUCACUGGGAGCCCCCAGGCCCAGUCUGUACUGGCCUCCUCUCCAGCAGCAGACUGCUUUGUGAGGAAGGUCCUGGAGGGAGGAGGGGCAGGUGGUAUCCUGGACUCCUCUCAGCCCUCUGGCCUUGUCUAGAGUGGCUUUAAUUUGUUGUGGUGAUUGGCCAGGCACGUGCAGAUGUGGGGACACUUAGGCUUCCUGUGAGGUGUAACUGGAUCCCUCUGAGCUGCAGGUAGAGGGCCUGUGUGGUCCUAACCCCUGGCCUGAUCUCCACCUCUCAGUCCCCUCCCCUGCCUUUUUACAUAAGACCCGGCACUCAGGACCUUGGGUAGGGCCCUUGGCCAUGGCCUUCACAGACCUGCUGGAUGCUCUGGGGGGUGUGGGUCGCUUCCAGUUUGUCUAUACCACUUUGCUGCUGCUGCCCUGCGGGCUGCUGGCCUGCCACACCUUCCUGCAGAACUUCACUGCGGCGGCACCCCCCCACUACUGCCAGCCUCCUGCCAACCACACAGAGGCUGCCACCAAUGACUCAGGGGCCUGGCUGAGGGCCACCAUACCCCUGAACCAGCAUGGAGUCCCCGAGCCAUGCCAGCGCUACACAGAGCCUCAGUGGGCCCUUCUGAAAUCUAACACCUCCUCCCACGGAGUGGCCACCGAGGACUGCAAGGAUGGUUGGGUCUAUGACCGAAGCAUUUUCCCAUCCACCAUCGUGAUGGAGUGGGACCUGGUGUGUGAGGCCCGUACCCUCCGUGACCUGGCUCAGUCCAUCUACAUGUCUGGGGUGCUGGUAGGCGCUGCCUUGUUUGGCAGCCUAGCAGACCGGUUGGGUCGCAAGGCCCCACUGGUCUGGUCAUACCUGCAGCUGGCAGUUUCGGGGGCUGCCACAGCAUAUGUUGGCUCCUUCAGUGCCUACUGUGUCUUCCGGUUCUUGAUGGGCAUGACCUUCUCCGGCAUCAUCCUCAACUCCCUCUCCCUGGUUGUCGAGUGGAUGCCGACCAGGGGCCGGACAGUGGCGGGCAUCUUGCUGGGCUUCUCCUUCACCCUGGGCCAGCUCAUCCUGUCUGGCGUGGCCUACCUGAUCCGCCCCUGGCGGUGGUUGCAGUUUGCUGUCUCUGCUCCUUUCCUGGUCUUUUUCCUCUACUCUUGGUGGCUUCCAGAGUCACCCCGAUGGCUCCUCCUUCAUGGCAAGUCCCAGCAAGCUGUGAAGAACCUUCGGAAGGUGGCCAUGAUAAAUGGCAGGAAGGAAGAAGGGGAAAGACUGACUAUAGAGGUGGUGAGCUCCUACAUCCAGAGUGAGUUUGCAAGUGUCCGUACCUCCAACUCCAUCUUGGACCUCUUCCGAACCCCGGCCAUCAGAAAGGUCACAUGCUGUCUCAUGGUCGUCUGGUUCUCUAACUCCGUGGCUUACUACGGCCUGGCCAUGGACCUGCAGAAGUUCGGGCUCAGCAUCUACCUGGUACAGGCUCUAUUUGGGAUCAUCGACAUCCCAGCCAUGCUGGUCGCCACUACCACCAUGAUUUACGUGGGACGACGGGCCACAGUGGCCUCCUUCCUCAUCUUAGCCGGGCUCAUGGUCAUCGCCAACAUGUUUGUGCCUGAGGGUCUGCAGACCCUGCGGACAGUGCAGGCAGCCCUGGGCAAAGGCUGCCUGGCCAGCUCCUUCAUCUGCGUGUACCUGUUCACAGGAGAACUCUAUCCCACAGAGAUCAGGCAGAUGGGAAUGGGCUUUGCCUCUGUCAACGCCCGCCUCGGAGGCUUGGCGGCACCCCUGGUCACCACGCUUGGUGAGAUCAGCCCCAUCCUUCCGCCUGUGUCCUUUGGUGUCACUUCAGUCUUGGCUGGAAUGGCUGUCACCUGCUUCUUGACUGAGACCCGAAAUGUGCCCCUGGUGGAAACCAUUGCUGCGAUGGAGAGAAGAGUCAAAGACGGACAAUCCAAAAGAGACGCAGAACAUAAGAGUGAAGAAAUUUCUCUUCAGCAGUCGGGGGCUUCUGCCCUCAAAGAAACCAUUUGAGCUCCCAAGAGCCUGUGCAGGGAGUGAGAGAGAGUGUCCAAGUCCUCCAGGGGAUCCUAGUGCAGAACUCCACACAGAGCCGGAGGACUUCACGGACUUUCCUGCAGAGCCAUACCCAAGCCCAAGCGGAAAGCAGAAGCAACCUGCAGGGACCAAAGGAAAGCACGCUGUCUGCUGCAAUAAAAGCACCACUUUCCAGGUC
Peromyscus californicus insignis is the source of this 3224-nucleotide messenger RNA. RefSeq names its product solute carrier family 22 member 20. Gene Ontology annotation, biological process: transmembrane transport. The transcript has 10 exons. Lineage: Eukaryota; Metazoa; Chordata; Mammalia; Rodentia; Cricetidae. Bases 1352 to 3022 code for a protein of 556 amino acids. Gene Ontology annotation, molecular function: transmembrane transporter activity. Gene Ontology annotation, cellular component: membrane. The record is from RefSeq and is a predicted model, not a curated record.